Messenger RNA from Mizuhopecten yessoensis (Yesso scallop), 2252 nucleotides. Its product is annotated as serum response factor-binding protein 1-like. Gene Ontology annotation, cellular component: 90S preribosome; nucleus. NCBI's taxonomy places the organism in Eukaryota, Metazoa, Mollusca, Bivalvia, Pectinida, Pectinidae. The coding region runs from base 87 to 2018 and encodes 643 amino acids. The record is from RefSeq and is a predicted model, not a curated record. Gene Ontology annotation, biological process: maturation of SSU-rRNA. The transcript is spliced from 7 exons.
CACGUCUCCAUGUGUUGACGGAGUUGGCGACGGCGAGAUCGAUUUUGAUGUUAUUCCGUUCUGAUUAAAACGGAAUAUUUAUUAACAUGAUGGAAGAGCACGAAGACGAUGCAGGCAAAGAGGAAGAGAAGAGAUCGCUGGACAAUGCACUUAAGGCGAGCAUUGACUUGGUGGCUCUCAAUAACAAGGUUGUCUGUAUGAGAGGCACUGUAAAGAAAGCAAAGAUCUACACUAUCCGAAAACUGAAGAAUCGUCUGAGGCUGCUGAAGGAGCGAAAAGGUAACUCUGAAGAACUUGCCAAAGACCAAAGAAGAUUGAAACGGUUUAGAGAGGAAAUUCAUGUAAUAAGGCAUCUGAAAAAGGACAUCAUAUCAAAAUAUGCACUGGGCUGUACAGACACUGUUCAUGGUCUCUGCAACAAUGAGAAUGAUGUGGCUAUCGAGAUCAGAGCUUUGACGCGACUCGCAGAACACAAAUUGAUGCAGAUGUCAAUCAAAAAGUUCCGAGAUGAGCACGAGGACUGGAAGUCUCUGGCGGCUUUCCUACUUACAAAACAGUCUGGACGCAGGUUUAAAAAAAAUCAGGGACCAACACCCAUUGAAAAAAUGAUUACAAAUGUGAAAACAGGUCAACUUAUGGUAAAAACAUACCUUCAGGAUAAACUGGAAAGGAAUGUGGAUAUUCCAAAGGACAAAAACAUCAGAAAGAAGAAAAACUCUGUGGAGGAGGACACCAUGUCGGGCAGUGAAUCUGACAACUCAAACAGCAAUAUUGUGGAUGCAGCAUCUGUAGUUACUGAUCAUAACAUUAAGAGUUCUAAAACCCCUAGAAAGAGCCCCUUAAAAUCGAAGUCUACUGAAGCAAAAUUCAAAGAAUCUUCCUUAAACGUCAAAAUGAAAAAGGCUGCAUCUAAGAAAAUAGAAGUGGUAAAUUUCAAUUCAAAAGAACUUGAUGACUCCGAGUGUGUUCCUAAUCUAAUGGACGACUCUCAGAAACAAAGAGACUUGGUAGCCCAGUUGAGGGGUAUCAGUGACGAGGAGAGUAAUUCCGAAUCUGAAAUGGAGGAUAGUGAGGAGGACACCAGUGAACAGGAAGGAGAAGGUAGUGAUGAACCAGGUAGUAGUGGAGUGAUAUCGCCAAGGAAACAAAACAUGGGAAAAGUCUGUGGUGAAAUGGUGGUAAAAAAAUUAGACUUGGAUGAUGAUGUUGUUGAUGAAAGUUUCAUGACAGGACAAAAGGUUGAAAUAUUUAGUGAUGAAAAAUCAUUAACAAAAAAAUCAAAACGCAAAAAGGCUUCAGAUUCAUUCUUUGUUAGGAGUGAAUCUUCUGAUGAGGAUGAGGGAACAGAAAGUGAAGAGGAUGAAGAGAAUGACGAUGAAGAAUCCAAUAAUUUCAGUAAUGAAUUGGAUGAACCACUUGGAAAUCCAGCUUCAAAAGGGAAAACAGCAUUACGAUCCACUUUCAUGUUUGCUUUAAGCGACUCUAAAAACAAAUCUAAAAGUUAUGGUGGACGUGGCAAAAAAUGGGAGGGGCCAGAUAGGGGUGGAAGGUCAGGGGGAAGGGACGAGAGUGGGGGGUACAAAGGAGGGGGCAAGGUGCUACAUGGAAAUUACCGAGGAGGGAUGAGGGGCAGUUAUGAUGACAGAAAUACAGGCCAUGGAAACUUUGACAGGAGCCAAGGAAGGGGAGGAUUUGAUGGAUAUAAGGAGCGUGGCAAUUUUGAUGGAAAUAGGGGACGUGGCAGUUUUGAUGGAAAUAGGGGGCGUGGCAGUUUUGAUGGAAAUAGGGGAUAUGGAAAGUUUGCUGGUGGUAGAGGACAGAACUUUGACAGACAAGGAGGACAUGACUGGAAAUCUGACCAAAAAGGAUUUUCCUCAAAGUAUGACGCAUCACAGAGUGUACCAGAUAAAUCAGCGGAUGUGGGCCAAAUUCAUCCAUCAUGGCAGGCCAGUAAGAAACGAAAGGAGCAAAGUGGAAUCCAGUCUUUCCAGGGCAAGAAAAUUAAAUUUGAUGACUGAAGACCAGUGCUGACGGGAUAUACCUGAAAGGAAUACUGUAACAUUUGCAAAGAAUUUCAUCGCAUACAAUCAUGUUGAUUUACAUCUAAUAAUGUUUAACUUUUUAAUUUUGUCAUUUUCAUCUGUAGAAUGCUGUUACUGUUAUGUCUAGUUUCUUGUGAUAAGAAAAAUCAUUGUCCAUCCUUUGGUUUUUGUAUAUUUUAAUGACAAGGUAGAAUAAAUCUUGUACAUGAA